Molecule: messenger RNA, 375 nt
Organism: Prorocentrum cordatum
Lineage: Eukaryota; Dinophyceae; Prorocentrales; Prorocentraceae
Source: the annotation of a GenBank genome assembly
AUGAACGGCGACGGGCUGUAUCGUGGGACACUACACUCCGGCUCCGCGGCGGCUAAAAAGGAGGUGCAGGAGGACAGAGGAGGGAAGAGGAGGAGGAGGAGGAAGGAGGAGGAGGCGGAGGACCUGUCUUCACCACGACGCCGGCUAGGCCACACUCAGGAGGACCAUCUGGUGCACGGGCAGGAAGACGAGGCACCCGAGGGACCUCACUCAUUGUCAAGAAGGAAGAGGCAACCAAAAACUUAUGCGAAGUUCUUGCGCGUAAUGUGGCAACCAAAAACGUGGCCGCAUCUCAAGUAUUGUCUUGACGAUGCGAUGUGCGAAUUCAAGUUGGAGAAGGCGCUUGCAGCUGAACGAUGCGCACACAUCACGUAG